Hypoxylon trugodes is the source of this 1326-nucleotide messenger RNA. RefSeq lists its product as uncharacterized. The record is from RefSeq and is a predicted model, not a curated record. NCBI's taxonomy places the organism in Eukaryota, Fungi, Ascomycota, Sordariomycetes, Xylariales, Hypoxylaceae. The transcript is spliced from 3 exons. Gene Ontology annotation, molecular function: RNA polymerase II cis-regulatory region sequence-specific DNA binding; DNA-binding transcription factor activity, RNA polymerase II-specific. Gene Ontology annotation, biological process: regulation of transcription by RNA polymerase II. Gene Ontology annotation, cellular component: chromatin. Bases 123 to 824 code for a protein of 233 amino acids.
UUAGACCUUGUGGUUUAUUUUUUUGCCCCCACAAUUUUGACGAUGAAAGUUCUAUCUUUUCUCCAACUUCUGCACCCCUUCAUCUUAACCUAAUACCUAAUACCUACUAUCAUUCUUACUCAAUGGCUGAGAACCAAAUGGAUCAGUCCCAAGCACGCCGGCGACGACGUGAUGGAUCGUCCGGCGUACAACAGCGUUUGUGUACGCAUUGCGGACGAAGCUUCAAGAGGUCUGAGCACCUGGAGCGCCACGUUCGAACCCAUACAAAAGAGAAACCUUACGUCUGCCAUUGUGGGUCGGCGUAUUCUCGAAGGGAUCUCUUGACCCGCCACCAACGCAUUACCCAUGAAACACUAUCGCCAAGGUCGCCUGACGCCCCAACGUCGGAAGACAAUCAUCAAUUGGCAGCAGCAGACUCGGAUCCGACCUCCGAGGACCUUGCUACCGCCUCAUCAACGGCUUCGUUGCCGGACAUGUCUAUGAACCACAACAUUCAGCAGACCCAGUAUUCCAACGCAAGCCACGAUUUUGCCAUCCAUAACCACCCUGUCAGUCAGCAGUACCACCAGCUAACCACAGACCAAGAAUUCUUCAACGUAGGACAACACUUUCCGACGUUUGACCAAUUCCCGGACUUACACAACUUCCCUGACGGCUUACCACCGGAAUGGAAUACUUACUUGGACGGCGCCGGCCAGGAAAUGGUAGAUCCUGCCUUACGAGGUUCAAUGGCUGAUGUAUCGUCACCACUUACGAACGACAAUUUUCCUGUCCAUGCCUACAAUACAUGGAUGUCAUCAGCCGCCCAGGAAUGGGGUGGUUAGUGGGAGUCGCAGAAUACAAGAGCGACUCCUCUUCAAGUGACAAUCGUCACUCUAAACGAUUGAAACCCCCGCCAUUUUACUAUUCCGUACCUUCCAGAGCCUCGCGCACUAUCGCAGUUUUUGGUCACCUGGAGGGACUUACACGGAGUGGAUACUGCUGAAAUCAGAAAACAGUGGUCGCCAAAAAACGACAAGACAUAUCCUACCUAAAGGUGGAUAUCGUAUUAGUGUAAAAAUUGCUGUCAUAGCGGUGACUAGAGCGGAAGCGAAGGAUAUUUCCGCUGAUUUAUUGCGGAUCAAUUGUUCCUCAUCCUACUUGUACUACAUACCCAACUGGGAGGACAGACCCCGUUUCCCCCAUUCUAAUUUCACACCCCGCCCUUAUUAUCCACAUCUCAAAAUAUUGCCUGGAGGACUAAGGACUAGGUACCUAACUCAUCCCCAACAUCACCGAGAAUUUCUCGCAUACCAAACAUCGCUCGAGCCCAUGAGCGGUUUUGUC